Carlito syrichta (Philippine tarsier) is the source of this 645-nucleotide messenger RNA. RefSeq names its product CD70 molecule (gene CD70). The transcript is spliced from 3 exons. Gene Ontology annotation, cellular component: plasma membrane; extracellular exosome. Gene Ontology annotation, molecular function: tumor necrosis factor receptor binding. Gene Ontology annotation, biological process: immune response; tumor necrosis factor-mediated signaling pathway. Lineage: Eukaryota; Metazoa; Chordata; Mammalia; Primates; Tarsiidae. The record is from RefSeq and is a predicted model, not a curated record. Bases 1 to 645 code for a protein of 214 amino acids.
AUGGAGGAGGGCUCGGGCUGCUCCUUGCCCCGCCUGCCCUGGGUGUGGGCCCAGCGGACAUUUAUGCUUGCAUUGCUGGGCUUGGUGAUUUACUGUAUCUUCAACAACCAGCAUCGCGCACAACGGGAGGCCUCUGGGAUGUCUCUAAAAAAACGAAUCACAAGUGCCGCGGACUGCGAUGAGGGGUGGAUGGAGAAAAGGGGCCCCCUGACUAAGGGGACGCUGCAAACCUGCGUGCUCAAGUUCGUGUUCUUGUCUGGCCCUCGGCAGGAUCCCAGGCUGUCCUGGCAGGCAGGCCCAGCCCUGGGUCGCUCCUUCUUGCAUGGACUGGAGCUGGUGGACGGACAGCUACGUGUCCACCGUGAAGGCACCUACCGGCUGCAUAUCCAGGUGACGCUGACCAAUUGCUCCUCCACGUGGACCCCUAGGCCCCGCCGGGCCACCCUGGCCGUGGGCAUCUGCUCCCCGGCUGCUCGUGGCAUCAGCCUGCUGCGUCUCAGCUUCCAGUAUGCCUGCACCGUGACCUCCCAGCGCCUGACGCCCCUGGCCCGCGGGGAUACCCUCUGCACCAACCUCACCCUACCCCUGCUGCCUUCCCGGAAUGCCGACGAGACCUUCUUCGGCGUGCAGCAGGUGCACCCCUGA